GCACGCCUCGACUGUAUCGGGGAAUCAUUAGUGAACAGUAGAAGAAAUGAAAUUUUCAUGCAAAAUCGUGUUUCCGGAGAUUAUUUGAGUGUCAAGAGCAUAUAUGCUCUUCUGAGGCGGAACGAACUGGCGUCAAGUUUCAGAACUCCGAACAACAUGUUUACGGCUAGCUUCUGCCGCAUUUUGCUCUAAAAGUUGCUUUUUUUAAGCAUUUCUUGAACAAUACUCCUUCCUGCAAUGGUAGUUGGGAAAGCAAAGACGCCAGUGGGAGCUGAGAACAAUCCUCCGGGACCUUUGCUGGAGGUUUCAAAAAAUGUUCUCCUGUCAAAUAAGAAGCAGUCGUCCGUUAACAGCUCUCUGCAGAAGUCCAAAGUUCGAGCCAGUGAGUACUCUGCUCGUGUAAAGAGAUCUCUGAUCGGGUACUUGCCUAAGGUUAACAAUGCACAAUCUCCUGGGGUUUCGGAGCCUAUUUGUGCAAAGCGUAAUGUGAACGAGCUUGAGCAGCUUGAGAAGGAAUUGCAGGAGAAAGAGGCAGAGCUUAUUGAAUAUAAGGAACGAGUCACUAGACUUUCCGAGCUUGAGAAAGAGUUAGAGUUUAAGAACAUCGAAGCUCAGGUUAUGAUGAAAAAAAUUGGCUCAUUGGAAAGAGAGAAGAUUCAAAUGCGUGAGGAAAUUGCUAGGGUUCCAGCCUUGGAAACAGAACUGAAAGCUGAAAAAGCACAUAUUGAAGAAAUGAAGAAGGGGGAUGCUUCAAAUGCAGAAAAGAAAAUACAACAUUUAGAAAUUGAAUUAAAAGAAUUGCGCCAAUCAAGUGCAGAACUUGUACAACAAAAUAAUGAAUUUAUGUCACAGCUUGCAGCAGCUGAAUCACAAAUUGUUGCUUUGAGAAGCAUUGCUGAGAUCAAUCUGGUUGCAAAAGCUGAAACCGAAGAGUCUAUGUUAAGGCACACAAAUGAAGAUCUUCGGAAACAAGUUGAAGGAUUGCAGAUGGAUCGCUUUACAGAAGUUGAAGAACUUGCUCACUUGCGCUGGGUCAAUGCCAAUUUGCACUACCAGCUUAGCAGUUACAAGCAGACAUCUGGGAAAAGGUCAGCAGAUGAUUUAAAUGACAGUUUGAGUCCAAACUCACGGCGCAGUGCAAAACAACUUAUUCUGGAAUGUACCAUGCCCGAGCUACAGAGAAAAAGGCAGGAAGAUUCUGAUAAUGAGGGUUUAUCAUCUCGUUCAUCCAGUACAUCUGAAUCUGGCGAUCUUGAUGAUUUAUCUUUCGAAAAUUUUCAAGGGCUUAUUGGUAUCUCAAAAAGGUCAAGAUUGAUUGGCAAAAGGAAGUUGACCAAGAAAAGGAACGAAUGGCAAUUUGUACAAAAUCUUUUAGAUCAGGGCAGUGAGAAGGAUCGCUCUUGCAAUAGCAGUCCGAGGAAUAGUUAUUCUAGCUGCGAGUCAAAGGAACCAUUGGAGCAUCAUUUUCUGCACCACAGACGAGAACUCAAUGAAGGUACAGCUAAAAUUUCUCUUUCUAAUGGUCAACAAAAGACAAGGCUUGAGUCAUCUAAUGAUAUGCCUUCUACUCUUCAACCUACAUCCAAAGGCUCUUCUUUCGAAGAUAAACAAAAAAUAUUUCUUAAGAAGGAGAAGCAAAUUAAGGAGGAUAAUCAAGUGCCCAAAUUCUCUGAAGUAACUAAAUUGACACCAGUAGAAGUUGAAAGAAGGGCAUCACGGAUACCAAAGCCCCCUCCCAAACCCAGUAUUGGUCCUGCUGCAACAAAUGGACCUAUCAAUUCAGACAGAAAAACAAUGCCGCCACCACCUCCACCACCCCCACGUGCAGGGUCUAAAGUUGCACCACCUCCUCCUCCACCCCCACAUGCAGGGUCCAAAGGAGCACCACCUCCUCCUCCACCCCCACAUUUACGGGCGAAAGGGGCACCACCACCACUCCCUCCUCCCUCAAAUACAUUAGCACCUGGAAAAGAUGUAAUGCAGAGAGCACCCGAAGUGGUUGAGUUUUACCACUCAUUAAUGAAAAGAGAUGCAAAAAAAGAUUCCUCUGGAGCUGCAUCGGUUGAUACUCCAAAUGUUGCAAAUGCACGAAGUAACAUGAUUGGAGAAAUUGAGAACCGGUCAUCCCACCUACUGGCUAUCAAAACAGAUGUGGAGACUCAAGGUGAUUUUGUCCGGUCUUUAAUAAGUGAAGUUCAUGCUGCAGUGUAUACCGAGAUAGAGGAUGUUGUAGCAUUUGUUAAGUGGCUUGAUGAAGAAUUAUCUUUCCUGGUUGACGAAAGAGCAGUAUUGAAGCAUUUUGACUGGCCAGAGAGGAAAGCUGAUGCUUUGAGAGAGGCUGCCUUUGGAUACUGCGAUUUAAAGAAGCUGGAAACUGAAGUUACAUCAUAUGAAGAUGAUCUUCAUCAGCCUUGUGAUGUGGCUUUAAAGAAGAUGCUAACCUUACUGGAAAAAUUGGAGCAUAGUGUCUACAGCCUUUUGCGAAUGAGAGAUACAGCAAUGACACGAUACAAAGAGUUUCAGAUACCAUGGGAUUGGAUGCUAGAUACUGGAAUUGUUAGCAAGAUAAAGUUUGCUUCAGUUAAGCUGGCGAAAAAGUACAUGAAAAGAGUUGCAAUAGAACUAAAAUCAAUGGAAUCGUGUGAGAAGGAGCUUACACACGAAUUCUUAAUGCUUCAGGGCGUCCGUUUUGCUUUUCGAGUUCACCAGUUUGCAGGAGGGUUUGAUACUGAAAGCAUGUCUGCAUUUGAGCAGUUGAGAAACCUUGCUCACAUCUGCCAUAAGAAAUCUCAAGCAAGAAAACAGAGUGCAGGUCUACCAACUUGUUAGACCUGCCAUUCAUUAAGGGUUGCGAUUUUCAAAAUUUGCCCCUGAAAAUUUGUUUUCAACAUGAUUGUUUAUUACUUAUUUAAACAUUCUAUAUUAAUGGAAACAUUUUAUGCUUGCCAGCCUUACAAAAUGAUUAUUUUUUGUUUCUGUCUUCCAUAGAGAUUUCCCAAAUACAACUGGAAUAGCUCUGAUGGUAGCAGCAUAGAUGUCCCGAACAGAAGUAUAUAAUUUUAGACACAUUUUCAAUGUUCUGAAUUGACAUUUGAAGACCGAGCAAUUUUGGUGCUUUGUAAGCCCAAAUUUAUUAAAAAAACUGUAAAUCUUUCU
Messenger RNA from Cryptomeria japonica (Japanese cedar), 3156 nucleotides. RefSeq names its product protein CHUP1, chloroplastic. The coding region runs from base 238 to 2829 and encodes 863 amino acids. Gene Ontology annotation, biological process: chloroplast organization. Lineage: Eukaryota; Viridiplantae; Streptophyta; Pinopsida; Cupressales; Cupressaceae. Gene Ontology annotation, cellular component: chloroplast outer membrane. The record is from RefSeq and is a predicted model, not a curated record. The transcript is spliced from 10 exons.